Solanum tuberosum (potato) is the source of this 2703-nucleotide messenger RNA. RefSeq lists its product as uncharacterized. Bases 1 to 2703 code for a protein of 900 amino acids. Gene Ontology annotation, molecular function: protein binding; aspartic-type endopeptidase activity. The record is from RefSeq and is a predicted model, not a curated record. Gene Ontology annotation, biological process: proteolysis. The transcript has 6 exons. NCBI's taxonomy places the organism in Eukaryota, Viridiplantae, Streptophyta, Magnoliopsida, Solanales, Solanaceae.
AUGUCAAUUUUCCCUCGAGUCCUAUAUGCCAAGGUUGAAGUACACAAAAGUGCAAUGGACUCAAAUCUUCCAGCCCUGGCGUUGGACCCCAACCAUUCUGCACAUAAUGUAAAUCUUCAUCUUGGUUUGUGUAUAGUCUUGGUGAGGCUUGGUAGGGGGAAGGAUGCUAUAUCAAGCUGUUCAGAAGCCCUUGAGUUUGAUGGAGAGCUUAUUGAUGCUGAUUUGAAAGAAGCAGCUGAAAAAUCUCCUCAGGAUAGGAAUAUUCGUGAAGUGCUGAUGAGGGCUAAGAGAUCAUUAAAAUUGAGUCAACGGAAGGAUUGGUACAAGAUAUUGGGAGUGUCAAAGACAUCAUCUGUAUCAGAGAUCAAAAAGGCAUACAAAAUGCUUGCUCUGCAAUGGCAUCCUGAAAAGAACGUUGACAAUAGAGAAGAAGCAGAAAACAGGUUUCGUGAAAUUGCAGCUGCAUAUGAGAUCAUAACAAUUGGUAUCAGAGCAUCGAUUGUGCAACCUGUGGGUAAGAAAUGGCAGAAGGGACUCGCUGGAAGGCUGGGUGCAUUAGAAAAAGCUCCUGCUGGUCCAAACAUUGGAGGAGGAUUACUUCCAAAUCCAGCUCAGGAUAAUAGAAAUCGACCCCAAAAACCUCCUAUCCUGCCACCGAAAUGGGAAUUGCCCUCUUUUGAAGGUGAGGAACCUAAGGUAUGGAUCCGAAAAUGCGAGAAAUACUUUGAUCAAUAUAGAAUACUUGAUGAACAGAAGGUGAAAUCUGCUGUUUUUUAUUUGAAUGGAUUGGCUGAGGUAUGGUAUCAGUCGUUGGUGUUGAGUAGAGGGCUAGUGACUUGGGUCGAGUUCAAGGAGGAACUGAUCAGUCAUUUUGGUGACAUACUGGUGGAAGAUGUGGUUGAGGAAUUUAAUAAAUUGAACCAAAUAGGUUCUGUUGAUGAGUUCCUUGGGAGAUUUGAGGACCUUAAGGCUCAAAUGCUCAUUCGAAAUCCUUCACUAAAUGAAGCUCACUUUCUAUCUAGUUUCAUAGGAGCAUUGAAAGAGGAAAUCAGGUUUGCUGUCAAGUUGUUUAAACCUACUACAUUGAAGGUAGCGAUUGUAAAGGCUAGGAUGCAGGAGCUAGCUAUUGAAGCUGCUCAAAAGAGGAACAAGACAAGUACCAGAUCUGCUCAGCCUGUGACUAAUACGAUUGUUAACAGAGGGCCUGCUAACGCCGCUGUGAAGAAUACUACAUUCCGACUCAGUCCGGAGGUGUAUGAGUAUAGGAAAACCAAUCAUUUGUGCUUCAAGUGUGGAGAAAAGUAUGGGCCUGGUCAUGUAUGCAAAAUGAGGCAACUUAAUUGUUUGAUAGGGGAAAUAGAGGCUGAAAUUGACAUGAAUGAAAUUAACACUUCCCAGGAAGAAGAUGAAUCACCUGAUGUGAUGAUAGAAGGAGUAAUAGAACAGGAGAUUCAACAAGCCGUGUGCCUGAAUGCUUUGACAGGUCAUAAUCAAGGUGAAAACACUAUUCUAGUGGGUGGUACUGUGAAGAAAAGGCAGCUAUCUAUAUUGAUUGAUUCAGGUAGUACUCAUAGCUUCAUAGAUGAGCACACCGUCCAAGCUACAGGGCAUCAAUCCAGCCAUUGCCCUCCUGUGAGAGUGACCGUGGCUGAUGGCAACUAUGUGAUGUGCACAUCCCAUUGCAAAGGUUUUUUGUGGAAAAUGCAAGGGCGAACAUUUAUGGAAGACCUACUCAUCAUUCCCUUAGGAGGUUGUGAUUUGGUACUUGGCAAUGACUGGAUGAAAAGGCACAACCCCACUACGUUUGAUCAUGAAAAAAGAUGUGUCAUUAUUGGAAGGAAGCCUAACAAACUAGUUUUGCCAGCUCUAGUGGAAGGCAGUUUGAAGAUGCUCAGUAGUGAUUCCAUGAGUCCAAUCAUGAAGAAAGGACAUGCUCUUAUUGCUCACUUGUUCAUGAUGAGCAUGAUGCCGAAUGCGAGUGAAGAUCCUCCUGAUGCUGCAGUACAAGAAGUGAUAAAUCAGUAUGCCGAGGUAUUUGCUGAACCUAAAUCCCUACCACCUCUGAGGUCAUUAGAUCAUGCUAUUCCACUAAAGCCUGGGGCCAUGCCAGUGAGUUUGAGACCCUAUAGAUACAAUUACAACCAGAAGGACGAGUUGGAGAAACAAGUAAAGGAGAUGCUUACCAGUGGAGUGAUUCAGCCUAGUCAAUCUCCCUUCUCUUCACCAGCCUUACUAGUCAAGAAGAAGGACGGUACUUGGAGAUUUUGUGUUGAUUAUAGGGGCCUUAAUGACAUCACCAUUAAGGAUAAGUACCCCAUUCCUAUAGUGGAUGAUCUCUUAGAUGAGUUGUGUGGUGCAACAAUUUUCUCCAAGGUUGAUCUCAGGGCAGGCUACCAUCAGAUAAGAAUGAAAAGGGAGGAUGUGUUCAAGACUGCUUUCAGGACUCAUGCAGGACAUUAUGAGUUUAAGGUGAUGCCUUUUGGUCUCACCAAUGCUCCAGCUACCUUCCAAGCUCUUAUGAACCAGGUUUUCCAACCCUUCUUGCGAAAAUUUGUCUUAGUGUUUUUUGAUGAUAUACUUGUGUAUAGUCUAACAGUAAAUGAUCAUGUACAACACUUAAAAGUUGUGUUUGAGAUUCUCAAACGACAUUCGCUCUAUGCUAAGAGAACGAAGUGUUCAUUUGGCCAACCACAAGUGACUUAG